AUGGGGAACCAGCGACUCGGAAUAUUCCUGCUGGCGAUCGGCGUUCUCGCCGCCGCCUCCCCCGCACGCAGCACGGAGAAGAAAGCGGGGGCGGUGGUGGAGGCGAAGGACCAGGAGGCGGCAGCCACCAGCAGUCAAGAGAAGAAGCAGGAGGCGCAGAAGGCUAGCGAAGAAGAGGGCCGAGGCGAAGGCGAGCGACGGCAGGACAAGCGGGAGCUGCACGGCGGCUUCGGGGGCGGCGGGGGAUUCGGGGGCGGCGGAGACUACGGCGGCGGACACCACUUCGGGGGCGUGAAAGACGUGCCCUCGACGACGCUGACGAAGAAGAUACCGGUGCCAGUACCUCAGCCGUACCCAGUCCACGUCCCAGUGCCCAAGCACGUGCCCUACACUGUUGAGAAGAAAGUGCCCUACCCUGUUAAGGUACCAGUCGACAAGCCCUACCCGGUACAUGUUCCCAAGCCAGUACCGUACCCUGUCACCAAGGAGAUACACGUCCCAGUCAAAGUUCCCGUCGAAAGGCCGGUCCCAUACAAAGUUCCUGUGGAGAAGCUGGUCCACUACCCUGUGGAAGUGAAGGUCCCUGUACCCAAACCUUACCCCGUACACGUGGAAAAGCCGUAUCCGGUAUAUGUGGAAAAGAAGGUGCACGUACCACACCCGUACCCAGUGGAGAUCAAGGUUCCAGUACCAAAGCCGUACAAGGUCCCUGUCAAAGUCCCGAUCCACGUACCAGUUGACAAGCCGUACCCGGUUCACGUCAAGGUUUUCGUCGAGAAGCCGUACCCUGUGGAAGUACCUAAACCGUACCCAGUCGAAGUUAAGAAACCGGUGCCCUAUAUAGUCCACAAGCACGUGCCGUACCCGGUGAAGGUCCCCGUCGACAAACCGUACCCUGUCGAGGUGCCGAAGCCGUAUCCGGUUGAAGUCAAACAACCGUACCCAGUGGAGAUAGAGAAGAAAGUACCACUAGAGGUGGAGAAGAAGGUACCUUAUCCAGUGAAAGUGCCAGUCGACAAGCCUUACCCAGUCGAGGUGCCAAAACCAUAUCCAUUAGAGGUGAAAAAACCUGUACCUUAUCAUGUAGAGAAGCCUGUACCUGUCCCAGUUAAAGUUCCUGUUCCCAAGCCUGUGCCAUAUGAGGUCGUUAAACAUGUGCCGUACCCAGUGCACGAACAUCAUGAAGACUACCAUCAUGAAGACCACCAUCAUGAAGACCACCAUGGUGGAUAUGAACACCAUGAUGCAGGGUACUAAGCGAAAAUCCAUUACCCUCACUGCAAGCAUUCUAGGAAUGAUACGCCAAGAACGUGUCAGGUAUUACUCGUUAC
Molecule: messenger RNA, 1331 nt
Organism: Schistocerca nitens (vagrant locust)
Lineage: Eukaryota; Metazoa; Arthropoda; Insecta; Orthoptera; Acrididae
Exons: 3
Coding region: 1-1257 (418 amino acids)
Source: RefSeq, a predicted model, not a curated record